Acanthopagrus latus (yellowfin seabream) is the source of this 4353-nucleotide messenger RNA. It is a transcript of the gene cuedc2, whose product is annotated as CUE domain containing 2. The transcript is spliced from 9 exons. NCBI's taxonomy places the organism in Eukaryota, Metazoa, Chordata, Actinopteri, Spariformes, Sparidae. The coding region runs from base 355 to 1338 and encodes 327 amino acids. The record is from RefSeq and is a predicted model, not a curated record.
UGCCAGGAUGUGUAACAAAAGCUGCACGAGGUGGAUAGUGGGAAAAAUACGGCUGCCCUGCAACCGUUUAGCAAAUGAUAUCGUCAUGUUAGCCCUGGCGGUAUUAAUUAACCGUUAGCUGAUAACUAAUAUCCGACUAGCUGCUAUGCUAACGCUGCUAACAAACCAGCGCUAGCGCGGUUAUUGUAUUGCUCUGCAUGAGCGUAAAGCAGAAGACGUGUUAGGUGACAUCAGGGUUGCUUUAACAUCCGCGAACUUCUCAGUUUGAACGUGUUCAGUAGCCUCCCCAGUGGUUGUAAUGCUAACUUACUAUUAGCCUUAGAUAUCGGCGCAUCCGGGCUAGCCUCGCUGGCGAUGUUGGUUGAAAGUGUCUAUAAAUUGAUUUCAUGCAGCUGGUCUUGGAAAAGAAAAAAUCCGACGAUAAGAUUCGUACAGUGGCAGCAGAAGAUGCUGCAGGAAAGCUUUCACAACCAAGCUUUCCAGGAGAACGCGAUGGACCUCCAGAAAAUCAUCCACAACGCGCUGCACGAGUUUAUUCAGACUUACAUCCCUGAUGCGGAUCUCAGUUCUCUGGAUGAGGUGCUUCUGUCUUACAUAACCGGAGUCCUGGAGGAUCUGGGCUCCCAGAACAGUGUUGAUGAGAACUUCGACGUGGAUGUCUUUGCAGAGAUGCUAGAGGCUUACAUACCUGGCUUUGCAGAAAUUGAAAGUGUUAAAGUUUGUGAAAUGAUGUUCAGCCUGGCCACAAAACUGGCUACUGCCCGGACCUCAGAAAACGCUGUGCCUAAGGCAAGGACAGAAGAGAUCUCAUUGAAACUCACUACCCUGCCCAGUGAACCUCCACCAGGGAGAGAAACACAGUGCCUUAAAACACAGACAGAGGGCGCCACUGCCAAGCCACCAGGAUCUGAGUGGGAGGCCCAGGAGCAGCACCUGCUUGAGAUGUUUCCCAAGUGUAGUCUGUCGGAGGCUCGCAGUGCCCUUUCUAUUGCCAAAGGAGACAUGGAGGAAGCUGUGCGCCUUAUCAUAGAGGGCGAUGUCCAACUCAGCCCCAGUCCUCUUAACGUCAACCACGGGAAGAGUAUUUCCUCACUGGCUGACCAGAAACUUAAAGAGAGCAUCCUUGAGAAGUACAUGCUUGUGGACAAUGACGAUGAUAACAAAACACACCGUCCUGUUGCCCCAAAGGAUGCUCCAAAGAAGCUAGUUCGGUACCACGGCAACCAGGUGGUCACCACAAAAGGAGAGCGAUACCAACUCGUAAAGAAAGACGAGGCAGAGGACAUGAAGAAGACGUAUGUCAACAUCAAGCCUGCACGGAAGUACAGAUUCCAUUGAUGACGAGCACAUUACUGUAAGAUCAGCUACUGACGAUAUUGUUUACACUAUUUUUUAUUUAUUUAGCCUGUUUUUUCUCCCAAGUAAAUGAAGACAUUUGUUCGUGUCAGUGGCUUAUUUUAAAGGUCCUGUGUGCAGGAUUCAAUGGGAUCUUUAGGCAUAGAUGGAAUACAUUAUUAUAACUUUUCAUUAGAGCAUCUCACCUGAAAAGGAUCAUUGUGUUUUCAUUACCCCAGAAUAAGCUUUUUAUAUGUGCAGAGGGAGCAGGUCCUCUGGAGUCUGCCAUGGUAGGGUUGGGCCAUAUGGUAAAGUUCUCUAACCGUCAGUAUAUCAAUCAGCGAUUGCUGAUACAUUUGUGCAGGUGUGCCUUUACCCUACCCUCUGACAGCCUUGGUCUUAAAUGUGAAAACAUAAUUUCACUCAAACAUUACAGACCAAAGAUGAAGGUUGCACUUUUUAAUAAAUCAAAAUAAAAACAAUUGAGAUCUGUAAGCUAUUUUGCCAAGACAGCUUAACUAUAAACGUGUAGGUUUAUGCAGGAGUUUGGUUUAGUCGCUGUUGUUCAUACACUUGAGCGAUUCACUGAGUGUUUAAUCAUGUAGGCUUUUUUUCUCUCACGAGACAAGCUGCAAGUCUCAGAUUCUGAACUUGCAUAUAGGUUACAUUUAUUCCCAAUUCUGCAGCGCGAGUGGCACAGCUGCAUUGCUCGUCAACUUGCUCCAGUAACUUGUGCACAGAGCCCUGCUCCCCACACUGUCUGCUGGCAUUUCUUUGCGCUACUUAGUUAUACUCCUCCUUGUCUGUUUACAGAUAACGGUAAGAAAACCACAGAUUUUGCCCAUUCCUAUUUUUGGCUCUUAUGGUUAAUUAUUCAUUUAGUCACAUUUUGAAGGAGGCACACCAUUAAUUUGAUUAAAAAAAAAAUAUUAAAAAAAUCUACCAAGAUAUCAGCUCCAACAAACCAACUAACAAUCACCCAUAAACAAUGUAUUCCUCUAAUCACCCAACCCUAUUGCACCGCCAUGUUUCUGAAACCAAACACUGGCUUAGUUUUUACUGGCCACUGAAGGUUCAUUUGGUUGCAAUCCUACACACUUGACCUUUUAAAACAUUUUUACCGUCAUAUGCCUUGGUUAAACCUUUAUAUUACAGUGUUUCAGUUGCAUCACUCCCUUGAGCUUUUGACAUUUUUUGUGAUAUUUUGGUGGGGAUGUUGUAACUUGUGUUCUGUGUAACAGCCUAAUCUAUCUACUUUUUGCCAUCUCAGCAGGACUGAUGUUGCACUGACAUUGUUUUGUUUUUGUUUGUUUUUUUACUUCUUUUUACUCUUCUCUCUUAUUUUGUAGUUUGUAUUUUCUUCAACUUAGUACAAUAUAGAUUCAUACUUAUGACGUAAAGUUGUCAAGAUGAAUGAGGUUGUUUUUGCUGUAAAUAAGUUCUAGUGGUGCUGUAGAGUUUCUUCUGGACAUUAUGAGUCUCAAUCGCUUUUGUAUGUACAUAUAUAUAUAUAUAUUCAGUCACUGAUGCCAACUUCAUUUUUAAAGUUCUAUUUUUACAUCAUACAGGAAUACAGUGCUGCGAAAGUGCUAGGCCAAGCCCUCUGUUUUGGACAAUUUGUUGUGCUACAAAAUGGUUUGAAAUGAAACAAAUCAAACUCUGAGAAUCAAGUUUCACACUAUAUAAAAGAAUCAUGGUUGUUUAUAAUAUCUCAAAAGAAAACUACACAAUUUACAGGAAAUGGAAACAUGAUGUGCUUGACUUAGUCGUUCAAAAGGGACAUUUGCAAAUCAGUGCCAGACCCUGAAAGAUCUGUGAGUCAGGAGCAGCCUACAAGGAAAUAUUAAAGAUCCUUCCGCAUGUAUAAUGCAUUCAAAAAGUUCUCUAGUGUGACUGAGAUUGGUAUUGUACGGAGAAAAUAAGUAUAAUUGCCAGAUUAAAAUCCUUCUCCCUCAUGUAGAAAAUCCAGAAUUAAUGAAUGUGCAAAUAUUUGGAUUGGUUUCACAAAUUAUCAGAUUAUUUGCGAUGUCACAAAUCAUGCUCAUAGGCCCGCCUCUCAAAGUUAGAUUUUCAACGAGUGCCGAUAUUAUUUACACUUCAGGCAAUCAAUGUUCAAUCUGCACAUACUGGACUUCAUUCUACUCAGUGGAGCUCAAACCACCGAGGCUAGAGAGGGACUUAAAUAUCUUUUCAGUGAUGCGACUAAGCCUUGAUGAAACCAGGGCUGGUAUUUGUAAAAACCUUAUAUCAUUUUAUUACUCAACUGUAAUGGGAAACCUUAUAACUGUAAAUAAUGUUGUUGGUAAUUCAUUUUCUAGCACAACAGAUUUAAACCUCCAGGUGCGCCCUUACUAUUACAGCACUACAAUUUUCGGCAAACUAUAAAGGACUGUGGUUGCCCCCUAAAUGUUGCGCUAAACAUGCUACAGGAGGACUUGAUUUUAAAGUCCACUCCGACAGCAUUAUCUUUAUUUUUGAUAUAGAUGUUUAGAUUUGCAAAGUCUCGCGUAUUUAUUGUGAAGAGGCCUGUCAUGUGCUUUCAGGGUCUGUUUACAUGACUUAUCCUUUCAUCUCAUUUGUAUUGUGUGGAUUUUGCUUGGCUUGUGAUUGUUGGUUGUGAUUUUCUUUUUUAUUAUGAUUGGAUUCUUACUUGGUUCCCGUUAUAUAUAUUAUAUUAAGACAGAUGGAUUGGUCAGGGUUUUUUAUGCAUAUACUGAUGUUUAUUACUCUAUUGUUUAUUUGUGUUCUACUCUGCAUCCAUUUGGAGCAAAUAUAAGCAAUUGUUUUGGAUUGGUGGUAAUUACAUAGUUUACUUGAGUGUAUGUGUAACACAACGGAUUGUGGAAAAGAUGUGUUGUUACUGAUACAUGUCGUUAUCAGCAGCAAUGUUGUCUUUAAUUAUUGUAUGAUAGUGUUACUGUAGAGCAUCUGUUUAGACACAACAGAGUUUUAACCCUGCGCUUUGAGAAACCGCUGACGCACAAUUUAUAGUAAAUAAAUACUAAUUUUUGUAGAUCA